Hyaena hyaena (striped hyena) is the source of this 1142-nucleotide messenger RNA. RefSeq names its product kallikrein related peptidase 13 (gene KLK13). The transcript is spliced from 6 exons. The coding region runs from base 96 to 929 and encodes 277 amino acids. Gene Ontology annotation, molecular function: serine-type endopeptidase activity. Gene Ontology annotation, biological process: proteolysis. Lineage: Eukaryota; Metazoa; Chordata; Mammalia; Carnivora; Hyaenidae. The record is from RefSeq and is a predicted model, not a curated record.
GUCCAGGCUGAAGUUGGAGGCAGCUGGCGGCGAAGCUCUGCAUCUGGGCGUCUCACGGAGGCCCCGCCCGCCCUGCUCCCCACCCCGGAGCCGCCAUGUGGCCGCUGGCCGCCGUGAUCGCCUUUCUGACUGUGGCCUUGUCAGGCGGUAUCUCUCAGGAGUUUCCCAAGAUCCUCAACGGCACAAAUGGGACCAGCGGGUUUCUCCCUGGCGGCUACACCUGCCGCCCGCACUCUCAGCCCUGGCAGGCGGCCCUGCUAGUGCAAAACCGGCUGCUCUGUGGGGGGAUCCUGGUCCACCCCAAAUGGGUCCUCACUGCAGCACACUGUCUGAAGGCAGGGUACAGAGUUUACCUGGGCAAGCAUGCCUUGGGGCGUGUGGAGGCCGGAGAGCAGGUGAGGGAGGUGGUCCGUUCUAUCCCCCACCCUCAGUACCAGAUCAGCCCCACCCACCUGAACCAUGACCACGACAUCAUGCUUCUGGAGCUGCAGUCCCCGGUCCAGCUCACGAACCACAUCCGUGUUGUGCCCCUCUCCCACGGCAGCCUCCCCACUGGCACCUGCUGUCGGGUGUCUGGCUGGGGCACCACCACCAGCCCCCAGGUGAGUUACCCCCCAACCUUACAAUGUGCCAACAUCCAGCUUCGCUCAGACGAGGAGUGUCAUCAGGUCUAUCCGGGGAAGAUCACACCCAACAUGCUAUGUGCCGGCACAGAAGAGGGCGGCAAGGACUCCUGUGAGGGUGACUCCGGGGGCCCCCUGAUCUGUAACGGAACACUCCACGGCAUCAUCUCCUGGGGAGACUUCCCAUGUGGACAGCCCAACCGGCCUGGUGUCUACACUCGAGUCUCUCAAUAUGUUGUAUGGAUCCAAGAAACGAUUAAAAAACACAGAGCCCAAGAGUGGAAACGGACGAAGGGCCCACAGUAAACGCUGGGUUGGUUCACCUGCCUCCUUCCCUCCCUCCUUGCCCUCCUCACUCCAUUGGCCCAGCCCUUCUCUGCCCCUCCCAAAGUUCCACUUGAACCAGUGAUCCCUAUUAAUGUCUGAUCCCAGCUGACACUUCGUGUUUCAAAAGCAUUCAGUCACUACCAGUAUCAUGGUCUCCCAGAUACUGCAUCCUGAAAUACCUCAGGACCCUCA